This is a messenger RNA of Perca flavescens (yellow perch), 2692 nucleotides long. RefSeq names its product CDC42 effector protein (Rho GTPase binding) 1b (gene cdc42ep1b). The transcript is spliced from 4 exons. Lineage: Eukaryota; Metazoa; Chordata; Actinopteri; Perciformes; Percidae. The record is from RefSeq and is a predicted model, not a curated record. Gene Ontology annotation, biological process: Rho protein signal transduction; positive regulation of actin filament polymerization; positive regulation of pseudopodium assembly. The coding region runs from base 783 to 1862 and encodes 359 amino acids. Gene Ontology annotation, cellular component: plasma membrane; cytoskeleton; cytoplasm. Gene Ontology annotation, molecular function: small GTPase binding.
CGCAGAAGCCGCACAGAGCUGCUCCGCUGAUGCGAAGUUCACGUCCAGAAGGAAACGUACGGUGCGGAGCGCAAAUCGACCAACCGGGUGGCAGAGAAAAGAGGCGGUGAAGUUGUUUCUCCGCGAAGGGACUACUUUAUUCUAAGCUGGCCUUAAGUGAACUGAAUGAAAACACAGGAGGCCCUCUACCUGGAACCUAUCGGGGAACUAAGUGGAUUGAAGAAGGCAGAGAGCAAGUGAGGGAGGGAAGACAGAAGGGAUUAGCAGCUAAUCCAGUGCAUGGACAAUCCUGGAUGAGCCUUAUUUUUUUCUUCCACGAUGAUGCAGACAAAACAGUCGCUGGAUUACUUCACACUUCUUUAUUGGCCUUUUUAAGAACGCUUCCCCCACCUUUUUCCUCUGCUCUGAUUGUUUUCGUUGCCUCUCAAAGGUCUGGUGCCUUGGGUACAAAGGGGACCCGAGGAACUGAGGAUAAAGACGCGGAGCGACAGGCCUGGUGACAGGAUGUCCCAUGGACAGUGUGGUGCCACACAUGGAUAAACGGCUUUAGUGGUAGACGGUGCAUGGCAGUGGACCCCUGAGCUCUCUCUGCUUGGACUUUGAGGAAGACAAGUGCAUGAGACGCACACAAUCCUCUCGAAAGUAGAGAUCUAUUGGAAGCUCAUGCAAAAAGGACUCGCUGCCAUGGACCCUAAACUGGAAUUCAAACUUGACUGACAUGUUAUCUGAGCUCAGACGCUCUCAUUUAAAUUAAAGGGAAAUUACACAACUUUCCUGUCACAAUGAGUCUGGGAAAACUGCCAGGGAUCAAGGGCCUUGUGUCUGGCUCGCAGGGGAAACGUCGUUUCAAGAGCGAACUCUCUGUGGACAUGAUCAGCCCGCCGCUGGGUGACUUCCGACACACUAUGCAUGUUGGUCGUGGCGGGGAAGUGUUUGGUGACACUUCCUUCCUUAGCAACUACGGGGGCAACCGGGAACCAGGAAGUCCAGACUCAGCAAACAGCUCCAGGACGACCGGGUUCUUCACACGCACCUUUCGGCAUGUACGGAAGAACUCGGUGCCGCGUCCGCGAGGGGGCUCCCGGGACUUGUCAUCCACGCCACCAGACGUCUCACCCAUCAUCAAGAACGCCAUCUCCCUGCCCCAGCUGAACAUGGACUCCCCCAAUGGGUGCCUACAGAGGGUGCUGUUCCCCAGCUCCAUCAGCUCGACAGAUGACUCCUUCUGCACAUAUGGUCUACAGUCUGGAUUUGUCACUCUGCCCCGCCUCUCUCGCAUUGACAGACAGUUUUAUGAUGGAGACGUGCAGAAAGGGUCUCUACCCGACAGCGGUGGCUUCACGCUGACUCGCUCAGACUCCCUCAUGUCGUUCACUGUAGACCUCGGCCCUUCUCUUAUGACUGAGGUGCUGAGCUUGAUUGACAACCCCAGCUGCCUUCAGACGUCCAAUCACAGCCAGGCAGCAGGCGAGGAAGAGGAAGGAGAGGACCACAGCUCUCUAACAGAGACGCCUGUGCAGAGCCCUGAGCUGACUUCACCCAACCCCUCCAUGAGUAGCAGGUCAUUCAGCAGUAACAUGAACAACAGGGGGGGCUCUUGUAGCGUGGACUGGGCAGAGCAAGAGGAGGAGAGGGGGUCACUGAGGACUCCAGAUGUGUGCACUGGGUCUCCUCAGAGAGCGGAGCCGGCGAUGGAGGCAGAACGGUUCCAGAGGGCGGCUGACGUGCUGUCUCGUCAUUAUGGUGGAGGCUCCUUCACAAAGGGAACCAGGAUGGGCAACGACACCCCCUCUCCUGCUUUGGCCCAAAGCAGCAAAACACCGUAUGCCUUUUCUGAAGAGGAGGAAGAGGUCAAAGUCUAGAUGUUGAAAGUCUUUCUGAAAGAGAGCAGGAACUUUAUUGAUUCAAUAAACCCAUAGAAACCUUCCAGUGAUUGGAAUUCUUGGUUUAUUUCACGUCAGGGAGCCUGAACGUUGUGUGAUAUUCUGUUCUUCAAUAGAAACAUGCUUCCUCUUCUCACAUGGGGAAGUCAGUGAUCAGCUACCAGAUCCUGGUCUGUAUUCAGUUUCUGCAGGAUGGAUGUUUGAUGCUGAUCUCGACCCUGGACCUUCCCCUCUCUCUGCACUACGUUGCUGCCAUGAUUUUAUAGAUUGACUCUAGAGAUAAGUCACUGAAUGAGUCGGACACCACACAAUAGAUUCUUGUCAAGACUAAAUAUUAAUAAUGACUUUUUAAGUUUCAUCAGUAACAAAAAUGUAAAAGUGAAUAAAAAAUGUCACACCUGCAUUAAUCAUCAUCUUAACAGUCAACUGAAUAUAACCGGGAAAAAUCACUUUUGAAUGGACUUUGAUUUUUAGAUUUUUUUACACUGUACAUAAUCAUGAUGUUCAACAGUAAAAAUGUGUUUUACAUUAAUAAAGAUCUUCAGGUUCAAAGGUCUGAGGCAUCAAGCUGAACCUGGAAUUUGGGAAAUAAAGUUUUAUAACACUUGAGAUGAAACCUCUGUAGAUUGUAAAAUAAUUAACUGUAAUCUGGAAUAAUGGUGUUAUAAACCUAACAUCGUUGUACAACAACAGCUUAUAUUGAUCACAUGUAUAUAGGAUUGUUUAUCAAGCUUUUAUCAGUAUUAGUUUAUCUUUUUCUAAAAUGAUAAAGCUGAUGUAAUAAAGGCCUAAAUUCAGAUUUCUGCUUC